Messenger RNA from Echinostoma caproni, 375 nucleotides. Lineage: Eukaryota; Metazoa; Platyhelminthes; Trematoda; Plagiorchiida; Echinostomatidae. The record is from the annotation of a GenBank genome assembly.
AUGAAGGUGCCGUGGCCUGAUGCCUUCGAGGAUGGAGACAUGCAGACGUUCUUGCAGGAUUUCGAGGAAGUCGCGGAGCCGGCUCGUAAGUUAAAGGCCCUCCGAGCGCGGGUGUUGCAUGCGGUGCGAAGAGGCCCGGAAAAGAUGAAGUGGGCCGCCGCGAAGGACGCCCUGAUCGUGGGUUUUGACACCCCGGCCGACCGACAGCGCGCGUUGCGGAGCUUCAGGACGGUGCAGCUCGGAGUCCACGUGAACCCCUUGUCGCAUGCCGCGGCCCUGCACACCCUGUUGAGUCGAGGGCUUCCAAUGUUGGAUGAUGUCGCGCUUUCUAACUUACUGCUCGAUUGCUUCAUGGAGAGCGUGCCAGAGGAAUAG